Theileria equi strain WA is the source of this 889-nucleotide messenger RNA. RefSeq lists its product as hypothetical. The record is from RefSeq and is a predicted model, not a curated record. NCBI's taxonomy places the organism in Eukaryota, Apicomplexa, Aconoidasida, Piroplasmida, Theileriidae. Bases 17 to 448 code for a protein of 143 amino acids. The transcript has a single exon.
GGCCACAAUUGUUGAAAUGUUAUUUUACGUAUAUGUGAUAUUAGUUUUUUUCUUGAAGGGGAUUAGUUGUACAAUAGAGGGAGAAAAACAACCGUAUCACGGAGUUAAGAUUGAGGAUCGAGAUCAGCUCAGUGUGGCCAUUGAGAAAAUACUAAAAACUGCACCAAAGUAUACGAAAGGAGGAGCUGCACUUGCAAUUCAGCUGAUAAGAGAGCAAAAGAACGAAAAAGGUUACAUAGUAGACCGAGUAUACAAAAGUUUAGACAGAUCUCCUUACGUGGGAAUUCUUCCCAGGUGUCUCUGUAGGUACGUGACCUGUACAGUACCUAUAUGCUCUAGUGUGUGUUUAAAUAGUGGUAUAGAAAGAAAAGCUCCAUUUGAGUGUUUGGGGUGUCUAAGUGAGUGUAUCCCCCUUUUUAUGAGAUGCUUGACUGGAAGUGAACACUGAGAUGAAGUUUGUUUGGCUCUUUUUCCUUGCCCUGCAAUCGGCCGCCGUUUUGGCAGAUUUUGAGGAGAUGAAGGAGGAGUUUUCUACCCUAGUACGGGGUGUAGAUGUGAAGGAAGCGAUGGACAAGCUCGUGGAAUCGUAUGAAUUUAGUGAGGAUUCAAUUGUAUCUUCAUACGAGCAUUGCAAGGACCAAGAAUUAGAAGGUCCUGAGACCUUGGGUUGCUUUAUGGAUACCAUUUUCAAGAAAAGGAUACUGGAAAAGCACCAGCUUCUUUUGUGUGCCGGAGAAUACUUUGGUAGCACAGCUAUUGAGUGUGUAAUAGCCUGCUUCGACAGGUACAAUCCGGAAUGUCUCAAGUGCCUUGGAGACUUUUUGCCAAGGUUUUUUGACUGCCUACAAGAGGCUCCUUAUGAAUAUAUGCUAUGAUGAAGCUAUUUCUG